GUCGUGCCUGUCGCCCAGUCUUGUCCAGUCCUGACUUGUCCUGGCGCUGAUGUGCCGACUUGUCUCUUCAGGUUGUCUUUGUGGUAUGUGAUAUGUGAAGAAGUCGUCUCAUUGACACUACUACUGCUCCUCCUACUACUACCACAGUACUUCGUGGUGGUGGUAUCGAUGUUCUAGCGCUGAGAACGGCACUCCACACCUUCCCGCGCACACCAGCCCAGCCAAGCUACUCUCGCUAUACCUUACCCAGGUACAGUACUACCUACUGCUGUGGUACUGGUACGACGUUGUACAUCAUCGGAGCACACAUCAACAAACAACCAUUCGCUGCCUCACUUUACACCACUCUGAACGAAACCGCCGACAAUGGCUGCCACCAGCGAGACAUCGCCUCUCCUUCCCACCACCACUGCUGACUCCUCGCCAUCCGCGCCGCGACCGACUCCCAAACCAAAGCGCAAUGUCACCUUCAACUCGACCAUAUCAACCGCUUCUCCUCCCAAUCGUCAGCGACCUGUGCCCAUCUCGGUGGGAUCCGCCACACAAUUGCCUGUAGCCACGGCCAGUGCAAUCACUGCCGAAGCCAAGCAACAGCAGAGCCCUCUGUCAGCCUUGAACAGCAAGCUACGAAGAAGAAAUUCCUCGGGCGCAGCGCUGCAACUACCGAACUUCAACCCCGCCAACAAAAUCGGCCCACAGCGCACGACGAGGACUGCUUCGAAGCUGAAGCUCCUCCCCAACCCGGACCUGAGCGAAGAUGGCCCCGACGAGGAGAGUGGCCGCGAUGUCUACUCGCAAUUCACGCGCAUCAAAGACCCCACUGCCAGGAGAGACGCUGCCAGACUGGGGAAGGAGGACCGCCAACGCCUGCCGCGCGUGACUGCAUAUUGUACUGCCUCGAGUUACAGGAUUGAGGAGCUCAUGCGCUUCUUGAAAGGAAGGACGAAGACGAAAGGCGCGAGCCCGAAGCUAUUUGAUGAGUGUUUGUAUUCACCGUACUCGUACAAGAAAGAUGGCUUUGGAAGCGACCGGAGUAGGUCUGGGGAGAGGAAGCGACGGGACAGCGGUGAAGCUGCGUUCCUGGAAGAGGAGGAGGAGGAACAACACCAGCGGCAGCAGCAGCAUGAGAGAGAAGUGGUUCAUAGCCAGCCGAUCAGGAGAUUUAGUGACUCUGCUAUCGAAGUGGAAGAGAACGCGAGAGAACGCAGGGAAGACUUGAUCGAUCUAAACGGAGGAUCCGUCGGGAAUGGCGAACCCAUACCUUCAUCUUCCUCCAGCGUGGAUGUAUCGAGAGCUGCGGAUGACGGCGAGACUGGUACUGGAACAUCCAUUGAACGCGACCCCGAAAUGGACAUUACAGUGCAUAUACCCGAAGUCUUCCUCUUUGAAUAUGGAGUGGUGGUAAUAUGGGGCAUGUCGGUGAAAGAAGAGCAGCGCUUUCUCAAGGAAAUUUCCAAAUUCGAGCAGGAAAAACUUGGAAAAGACGAUGUGCAAACCGAAGAGUUCAACUUUUACUACACGCGAGAGUACCAGGCGCGGAUAUACAACGAUUUCAUCAGUUUACGAGAAAAGAGGAAUUACAUGACGAAGCUGGCCAUCAGCCAUGCACUGGCUCAAUCGACAAAGACCUCCCUAUACGAAGAUCUCCUCGACGGCACCAUCUCCACGACACAAACCAUUCCCUCCCAGAUCGCCUCUACCGGACGGAUUCAAAUGACACGAAAGGAAAUCAACAUGCAAAUUGGCGAAUUAUUCAUUCUGAGAAUCAACAUUCACCUCCAAGGUUCUGUCCUCGACGCUCCCGAGCUUAUGUGGGCAGAACCUCAACUCGAACCGGUUUAUGUUGCUGUGAGGAGUUAUCUGGAAAUGGAUCAACGGGUUGCGCUGCUGCAGGAGCGAGUGGGCGUGAUUGCUGAUCUGUUGGCUGUAUUGAAGGACCAAUUGAGUCAUACGCAUGGUGAAUACUUGGAAUGGAUCGUCAUUGUGCUCAUUGCAGCCGAGAUUCUGGUCGCUGCGAUUAACAUUGUCGUGGAUUUGUAUGCUGGAAGUGAUUGAGAAGAGUGAUUGAAAAGAGAGAGAGAGGCUGGAGUGACAACCAUAAAAAAAAAAUAAAGAACCAUGGUUGCCCUUGCCCCGUCGGGCGUAAUUGGAUUCUUACCUACCUACAGAUCAUACAGAAGCACAUACAGGACAGGCAGGACAAGCAUGUGUUAAGAAAGGCCCAGAGAAAAGACUUGUCAUGUACAUGUACGUUUGUGUGUGUGUGAGUGUGAAAAAUGUAUUGUAAACCUACAUGUACCUUACCUACCUACACGCGCGCGCGCGCGCGAGAGAGAUAUACCUGAC
This is a messenger RNA of Sphaerulina musiva SO2202, 2346 nucleotides long. Its product is annotated as sporulation protein RMD1. NCBI's taxonomy places the organism in Eukaryota, Fungi, Ascomycota, Dothideomycetes, Mycosphaerellales, Mycosphaerellaceae. The record is from RefSeq and is a predicted model, not a curated record. The coding region runs from base 367 to 2055 and encodes 562 amino acids. The transcript is spliced from 3 exons.